Thalassophryne amazonica is the source of this 1702-nucleotide messenger RNA. RefSeq names its product forkhead box N4 (gene foxn4). NCBI's taxonomy places the organism in Eukaryota, Metazoa, Chordata, Actinopteri, Batrachoidiformes, Batrachoididae. Gene Ontology annotation, molecular function: transcription cis-regulatory region binding; DNA-binding transcription factor activity, RNA polymerase II-specific. Bases 104 to 1423 code for a protein of 439 amino acids. The record is from RefSeq and is a predicted model, not a curated record. The transcript has 8 exons. Gene Ontology annotation, biological process: regulation of transcription by RNA polymerase II.
GCUUCUGACCACAGACCCCUCCCAGCUGAGGGAGGAGGACCUCCCGGGGGACCUGCAGUCGCUGUCAUGGCUCACCUCUGUAGACGUGCCCCGGCUGCAGCAGAUGGCCGAUAGUCGAGGCCACAGUAACGGGCCCUCCCAAGGCAGCUUGUUGGAGCAACCGACAGCUCAGCUAAACAACAUGACGAUGACGGCGGGGCAGGGCUCCCUACUUCACCUCCAAACCAACAUGCAGCAAAGCCCUCUGGGAAUCAGCGGGCUGCCGUCUCCAGGAUAUCAAUGUCCUACUUCGGUCUACCAGCCUGCAGCCCAACAGCUGUACUCUCUAACUCAAACUGGACAACAGUGUUCAACUGGUGAGCUUUAUAGCAAUGUUUCUUUCAACAACCAAAGCCUGUUCACACAAACUUGCCUGGCUCCACAAGACCAGGACCUGCAGCCCAAGUCUUUCCCCAAACCAAUCUACUCUUACAGCUGUUUGAUCGCCAUGGCACUGAAGAACAGCAAAACUGGCAGCCUCCCAGUCAGUGAAAUCUAUAGCUUUAUGAAGGAACACUUUCCUUAUUUUAAGACAGCACCAGAUGGCUGGAAGAAUUCUGUCAGACACAACCUGUCUUUAAACAAAUGCUUUGAAAAAGUGGAGAACAAAACAAGUAGCUCAUCCCGUAAGGGCUGCUUAUGGGCACUGAACCCUGCCAAAAUUGAUAAGAUGGAGGAAGAGAUGCAGAAGUGGAAACGCAAGGACCUUCCAGCCAUCCGUCGCAGCAUGGCAAACCCAGAUGAGUUGGAUAAACUGAUCACAGACCGUCCAGAAAGCUGCAGACGUAAGGCCGUAGAGCCGAGCAUGACACGGCUGCCCGUCUGUCCAACUGGGCUCCCACUGCCCGUCGCAGCCCAGCUCCAGCCGCAGCCAAUAGUCACGCUGUCCUUGCCAUGCUUACCCAUGCGCCAGCAUCACCAACUUCAAGCCCAGCUUCAAGUCCAGGCCCGCCUGGCCCCCAUGUCCCCUGCUCCAGCUCAGACCCCACCCCUUCACACAGUCCCUGACCUCUCUCAGAGUCCCCUCACUCAACAGCCCAGCAAGCCACCAGACAGUUUCUACAGUGUGCACAGUGAUGCACACACAGAAGUGGAUGCACUGGACCCUAGUAUCAUGGACUUUGCGCUUCAAGGAAACCUGUGGGAGGAAAUGAAGGACGACAGCUUUAACCUGGAUGCAUUGGGUACCUUCAGUAACUCACCCCUGCGACUAUCAGACUGUGACUUGGGGACACUCGGUCUCCCUCCUGCUUCCAGUGGAGCAAACCUGCCACCAUCGGAUGUCCAAGUGACAGGUCUCUACACCUCCUACUCCUCCCAAGAUUGUCUCUCCACCCAGUACAUAGGCACAGCAGCUAACAGCAAGCCCAUCGUACUGCUAUAAACCAGCAGAAAGACGAACAGCUGAACUGUCGUGAAAAAUCAACUGCAUCUGUGGACAACAACUGAAUAAGUCAGACUACUGAUUUCUUUUCACAGUAAAUCACACAACCCAGUUUUCCCAAUGGGAACUCUGAGGAUUUGUGAAAAUUAUUUAGCGACAUGCAGUCUACAGAAAACAGCUACCAACUAAAACUAAAGAGGAGGCUAAAAGGAAAACCAUGCGACUUAUAUCAAGUCUGCAAAUACAAAUGAAAUGUUCUGCAGAAGUAUGUUAGUAGGU